UUAUGAUGUAAAGUGUUUGAAAAUAGAAUUUAAGAUAUAGAAAUAGAUGGAGAAUAAAAGCUAAGAUAAAGUAAAUAAUUAACAAUGUUGCAUUGAUUAAUAUGGGAUUGAUAAAUUUAAUGAUACAUUAAAAGAAGAUUAUAAGUCAUGUUAAAAAAAAAGAGUGAUUGAAGAUAUAGAAAUAUAACUUAAGGGAAACAAUAUUAAUAAGAAGUAUAGUAGCUAUAGGAGUAAAAAGGUUAUUUCUAUUUUAAUCACUUGCCAUUAUCUUUGAAAAGAAGAUUGUAGGGAUUACACAAGAUCAAAUUUUGAAUGAUAUUCCCUAUAAUAUUUCAAGUUCAGAUUAGGAUCAAUUGAGUACUUCUUUUAGUUAUUUGGGAUUAUUAUUAAAGUAUAUAGCAAAGAUAAAAGAGGUGUAACAUUAAAAUAUAGAUUUAAAUUAAAUGGAAG
Molecule: messenger RNA, 450 nt
Organism: Paramecium primaurelia
Lineage: Eukaryota; Ciliophora; Oligohymenophorea; Peniculida; Parameciidae
Source: the annotation of a GenBank genome assembly